Emericellopsis cladophorae is the source of this 1317-nucleotide messenger RNA. RefSeq names its product Enolase-like protein. The coding region runs from base 1 to 1317 and encodes 438 amino acids. Gene Ontology annotation, cellular component: phosphopyruvate hydratase complex. The transcript is spliced from 4 exons. Gene Ontology annotation, biological process: glycolytic process. Gene Ontology annotation, molecular function: magnesium ion binding; phosphopyruvate hydratase activity. The record is from RefSeq and is a predicted model, not a curated record. Lineage: Eukaryota; Fungi; Ascomycota; Sordariomycetes; Hypocreales; Bionectriaceae.
AUGGGUAUCACCAAGGUCCACGCUCGUCAGGUCUACGACUCUCGUGGCAACCCAACCGUUGAGGUUGACGUUGUCACCGAGAAUGGCCUCCACCGUGCUAUCGUGCCGUCUGGCGCCUCUACCGGUCAGCACGAGGCUUGCGAGCUCCGUGACGCUGACAAGUCCAAGUGGCUUGGCAAGGGUGUUCUCAAGGCUGUCGAGAACGUCAACACCACCAUCGGUCCCGCUCUGAUCAAGGAGGGCAUCGAUGUCAAGGACCAGUCCAAGGUCGAUGAGUUCCUCAACGGACUUGACGGUACUACCAACAAGACCAAGCUCGGUGCCAAUGCCAUCCUCGGUGUUUCCCUGGCUAUUGCCAAGGCUGGUGCUGCUGAGAAGGGUGUCCCUCUCUACGCUCACAUCUCCGACUUGGCUGGUACCAAGAAGCCUUACGUCCUUCCCGUGCCCUUCAUGAACGUCCUCAACGGAGGAUCCCACGCUGGUGGCCGUCUUGCUUUCCAAGAGUUUAUGAUUGUCCCCACCGACGCUCCCAGCUUCUCCGAGGCCAUGCGCCAGGGUGCUGAAGUCUACCACGCCCUCAAGGGAUUGGCCAAGCAGAAGUACGGCCAGUCUGCCGGCAACGUUGGCGAUGAGGGUGGUGUCGCCCCCGAUAUCCAGACUGCCGAGGAGGCUCUCAACCUGAUCACCGAGUCCAUCGAGAAGGCUGGCUACACUGGCCAGAUGAAGAUCGCCAUGGAUGUUGCCGCCAGCGAGUUCUACAAGGAGUCUGAGAAGAAGUACGAUCUUGACUUCAAGAACCCCGACAGCGACCCUACCAAGUGGAUCACCUACGAGCAGCUGGCCGCUCAGUACAGCCAGCUCUGCGAGAAGUACCCCAUCGUCUCCAUCGAGGACCCCUUUGCCGAGGACGACUGGGAGGCCUGGAGCUACUUCUUCAAGACCCAGGACAUCCAGAUUGUCGGUGAUGACUUGACUGUCACCAACCCUCUCCGCAUCAAGAAGGCGAUUGAGCUCAAGUCCUGCAACGCCCUCCUACUCAAGGUCAACCAGAUUGGUACCUUGACCGAGUCAAUCCAGGCUGCCAAGGACUCCUACGCCGAUGGCUGGGGUGUCAUGGUCUCUCACCGCUCUGGUGAGACCGAGGAUGUCACCAUUGCCGACAUUGUCGUCGGUAUCCGAGCCGGCGAGAUCAAGACCGGUGCUCCCUGCCGCUCCGAGCGUCUGGCCAAGCUCAACCAGAUCCUCCGCAUCGAGGAGGAGCUUGGUGACCUGGCCGUCUACGCCGGUGCCAACUUCCGCAAGGCUGUCAACAUGUAA